AUGUUGGAUGACUCUCUGUGGGAUACAUUUCUUUGGGAUGAUUACUUUCUGACUGACGAGGAUGUUUCUGACACCAACAUUAAGCCAGAUGAGGAUGAGAGCAAGAGUGCAGAAAUAUUUUCAGUACCAGUUCCACAAAAUGCCUCUGAUCCCGAAAGUGCCGCCUCCUUGAUUGCGUCUCAAAUGGCAAAGCUAUCAGUCGCUGAUCGAGAAAAGGCAUACAAUGACGUCCAUGCGAUACCAGACGACUUUGUAAAGGAAACUCCAGAACUAAUUCACAAUAGUUUAUGGGGACUACAAGGCGAGAUCGAUAUCCUACCUGACAAGAAAGCGUACAGCAUUGCUGAACAACUGAAUCCAACAUAUACACAGGAUAGAGACUUUCGACUUGCGUUUCUUCGAUGCGAGAAGUUUGAUUGUAAAAAAGCAGCGCUUCGAUUUGUCCGUCAUUUUCAAAUGAAAUUGGACUUGUUUGGUCAGGAUAAGCUUGUAAGAGACAUUACUCAAGAUGAUUUGGAUGCGGAUGAAAUGGAAAUUCUCCAUCUUUCAAAUGGAAGAUUCUUGAACGCGCAUGAUAAGGCUGGAAGACGCAUGAAUAUGAUUGUUAUGGUGAAUAAAACGUACAGGACCGACUCAUGUCUUCGGAAAUCCUUUUAUAUCACAAUGGCAGUAUGCCGUGAAAUAGAGAUACAACGACGUGGGCUUGUAAAUGUAAGUAUCCAGUUUGGAAAUGAAGUCAAGGGCACGAGUGCCGAUAAUCUUGAUCUUGUCUGGAAGUUGCCAAAGCAAAAUCAAGCAAUUCCCUUGUGGCACUCGGCUAUCCAUCUAUGCUGCACUAAGGGAGCAUGGGAAUCUCACUAUGCGAUGGUUAAGACUGCACUCGACAAGCAGAGCCAAGUUAGAUGUCGGGUGCAUUGUUGUGAUACGAUCCUCGAAUGCUUAGAAGAACUACGCGGAUAUGGAAUCGACCCAUCUUGUAUACCUGUGAACAAUAAAGGCGAGAUCACUGACCGUAUCAAAGAUCAUAAAAGACUAGAACAACAACGGCGGCAGGAGCGCUUGAGAUAUCCAACUCCUAACAUGAUUGGUGUUCCAUUUUGCGAGGAUGUUUUGUUGGGCAAGGGCACCCCAUUUCAGAUCCACCGUGGCAACAAAAAGCUACAACAGUUUGUAGCAGAUCGGUACAAGAAGUACGAAAGAGCGCAAAAAGGGGCAAAGAAGGCUGUUGCUCAAGAAAUCAUCAAUGUCGUUAGGGGCAAUGGGGGCCUCUUUCUAAAGCAAGAUGGCAACAAGUGGGUUCCAGUCACCGAUGAUGUGGCGCUGUUGAAAGUUGCCGCUCUAUUUCGAUAUUUGCGGUUGAAGAAUGGAAAAAAGUAG
This is a messenger RNA of Cylindrotheca closterium, 1377 nucleotides long. The record is from the annotation of a GenBank genome assembly. NCBI's taxonomy places the organism in Eukaryota, Bacillariophyta, Bacillariophyceae, Bacillariales, Bacillariaceae.